AUGCGGGCUUGCAGUGUUCUAGCGAUUUUCUCAACCGUCAGCUGUGCCGCAGCUAAAGAUGCGCCCGUCAUUUCUGGGAAUCCUCAAGGCGUCGAGUACAAGGCCGUUCUGCCCAAAGAAGCUUUCUUCCCCAAAGCGGAGCUGGUAGGCAACGUCAAGGGUAAUAUAUCGGCAGUGGCAGGCCCUGGUGGCAAGGGCGUCGGAUUCACCGUCCAAUUCGAAAACCUCCCCAAGUCGGGUGGUCCUUUCAUCUAUCACAUCCAUGAGAAGCCAGCUGUCGACGGCAACUGCACAUCAACUUUGGCGCAUCUAGACCCGCUCGGUCGUGGCGAGACGCCUGCUUGCGAUGACUCCAAGCCCGAGACAUGCCAAGUCGGCGACUUGAGUGGGAAAUACGGCAAAAUCACCUCCGAUCCUUUCUUGGCUGAAUACUUUGAUCUCUACACCUCUAUGAAGCCGGACAAUCCGGCCUUCUUUGGCAAUCUGUCGAUCGUUGUCCAUUACGCAAACAAGACACGCCUGACCUGCGCCAACUUUGCCAAGCUGCAGGUCUCAAGCAGUAUUACAAAGUCAGCUCACUCGACCACCAGCUCUCGCACUGCUACCAAGGCUCCAGUUACUACUGGUGCUCACAACAUUGUUGGAACGCACAAUACAACAAUCUCUCAUAAUGUCACAGGCCCACAUCAUACUACAGGAUCUCGCCCUACGAAAAAUCCACACAACGUUACAAACGUCCUCUCUGCCACUGGCGUUCUUACUCGCACCGGCGUUGUAACUGCUACUGGCGGCCUCACCAUUCCGACGAGCUUCACUACUGCCUCUACCAGUGAUGUCGGAAGUGCAAGUGCGACAUCGACUACUGUGCCCUUUCCGGGGGCUGCUGCUGGGAACAAAAUCUCGAUCUCUUUGCUGGGUGGCGUUGUUGCCAUAAUGCUACUCUCCCUGUGA
Molecule: messenger RNA, 951 nt
Organism: Trichoderma gamsii
Lineage: Eukaryota; Fungi; Ascomycota; Sordariomycetes; Hypocreales; Hypocreaceae
Exons: 2
Coding region: 1-951 (316 amino acids)
Biological process (GO): superoxide metabolic process
Molecular function (GO): metal ion binding
Source: RefSeq, a predicted model, not a curated record